Messenger RNA from Jaminaea rosea, 3922 nucleotides. RefSeq lists its product as hypothetical. Lineage: Eukaryota; Fungi; Basidiomycota; Exobasidiomycetes; Microstromatales. The record is from RefSeq and is a predicted model, not a curated record. The transcript has 3 exons. Bases 454 to 3645 code for a protein of 1063 amino acids.
GCCUCGUUUGCCUCAGCCUCAUGUCCGCUUUUCCUUUCCUGCCUUUCCUCCCCACCCUACCACCAUCACCCAACCUCUGCCUCAUUCGUCGCCGUGAAAGGCUACGUGCCUCUCUUCUUUUCGCAGUCCAGCUAGAGUGACAGCUCCUCUCCACUACUUCGGCUAGAAUUUGCACGCCUCAGCCCUUCUUCAUUCACCGCACCGACGUCGGCAUCCUCCCCACCUGCACGACGGUCGACCAGAGGGAGUUGGCCCCACACAACGACGACGGCCACCACCAGACUUGCCCGCCGUCGAAUAGACACCAAUUCAUCAUCAUCGCCGUCGCAGCACCAACAACAAUCAGCAUAUACUCAAGUGCUGGGCCUCGCACAGGCCACCAAAGCACCCGUGCGUGCAGAACGUCACUUCUUCGCGUUAUAGCAUCCGCGCGCCGACGCCGCCGUCGCCAAGAUGGUGAUGCUCAAGCGCCAGCCCGUUGAGAUGGUUCCACCGCCGAAUCCAUCAGAAUUCAAGGGCGAUGAUCCCGACGUCUUCUACAUGGCGGCCACAGGAGAGAUCUUCCUAGACUACGAAUCAUACGCACAGCGGCUGACAUUCUACAAUCAGCCCAUAUUUCAGGACGAGCUUACUGGCAAGGUCAAUCUCACAUUUUUUCAGGCGGUGCAGUCCGAGCGAGAGGAGACGGUCAAGCUCCAUCGCAGAUUCCCCGAGGCUCUGAAGCAGCCGGUACUCAGAGCCGUUCAGUUUGUCAUCACUGGACGGCUAGACAAUCUCAUUGACCUUGUCUUCGAGCGCUUCAAGGAUCGCUACUUCAUCGGGGAGGCCAUCUUUGUUGAUCUCCAAGGCGACAAGUACUACGCUCGGGUCAAGGACGUCUUUGCACCUCGCUCCCUUGUGAAAUGGCAUACGCAGCAAGCAGAGAAGCAGGCAUCUACGAGCACGGCGGACAUCAAGCCGCCGACUCCCGCUGAGGUCGUCCACCAGAUCGGCUGCGAUCUCGACCGCAACGUCGAGGACAGCGUCAAGAUCGACGAUCCGGAAGAUUACAUCUACUCGAUCCAGCUUGUCGAUGAGAGCGGUCAAUUCACUGGCAGUCUCAUGGAGGUACGCAACAAGCAGCUCAGUCGCGAUCGUCUCACCUUCUCCAAGGCCAUCCUCAAGAAGUAUCUCCGCGAAUGCGUUGUGCGCGACUCUGCAGUGGGCAGCCCGUGGGUCGUCCGUCACACGCUCGCACAUCGAUAUGGCAUCCCUAUCGCUCCUGAUCAGGCUACGAUUGAGAAGAACAACGUCAUCAAGGAGAUGAAGCUCUCGAAGCGGAAGCGCAACCAAGAAGAGGAGACGCCCGCCACUCCAGACGUCUCGAUCAGCGAGCCACCGGCUGCAGCAACCGCUGCCAAGAAGCAGAAGAAGACGAAAGCAGAGAAGGAGGCGGAGAAAGCAGAGCACUCGACUUCAGCCAUCAAGACUGAGGUGGUAGAAGAAGAGAAGAUCAAGAAGAAGCCUAUCAAAUUCCCUAUUGAGGAUCUUGAGGUCGAUCCGGUCAGCGAGCGCGAGCUCAAGGCCAAGAUUGCAGGCGAGCCGCCCAGACGUCGCGAUCGACCUGUGCCUAAGAAGGAUCUCGGCAUCCCUCACGACGUCUUCGAGCCUUUGCUCAUCACGUAUCACUUCUUGCAAGCAUUUGGCAGGCCGCUCAUGCUAGCUCCUUUCACACUCGACGACUAUCAGAGCGCUCUGCAGCACGACACCGCCGAACCUUCGUGCACUCUCAUCGCUGAAAUCCACGCCUGCCUCAUUAACCUCAUUGUCCGCGAUGGCACGCACUCCAAGGGCUUGGCCCCAGCGGCACUCGCAGACAAGGCGGGAGCACGCGGGGUGAGCUCCAACGGACGAGCAGGAUCCGACGGAGCCGAGGAGGAAGAGGAGGAGGAGGAGGAGGAAGUAGAGGCAGAGGAAGAGGAAGAGUCAGGCGACGAGCUUGACUCGCGUGAGGCAACACCCACAGCAGGCAACGAUGCCGAAGCGGGUGAGGACGGCGAAGAGAAGGAUGAAGCGGAGGAUGCAGAGGACGCUGUUGAGCGGGAGGCGAGUCACGAGGUCCUCUCCGCAGCCGUCAACCUUGGUCGAGGCUGGGAGAAUCGCGUCCUCAAGCUGGAUGACGACAGGCGGCAAUGGGAGCAGUCGCUCGUGGGCAUUCUCGCCAAGCGGGCCACGGCCGAAUCGAUGCCGCGCCAGAUGGCCAUCCUCUCCCACAUGACAGGCAAGGAGCAUCCUGACGGUCUCAUCGACGGGGCCUUCAUCGGCGCCACCUACUCGACGCCCAAAGAGCGCUACCCUGCAAUUGCCUUUGCGGACAAGGUCGCCGCGAUCCACUUCCUCUGCGACUUGGCAGUCAUGACGCGCGCGAUCAAGUCCUUCUUUGACGAGUGCGAAGUUGCUCUUACCGAACUGCGCAAGGAGAGAGUUGAGCUCAGCAGGCAGAGAAAGAGGAUCAUCGAGGAGCGAGCAGCUGCAGAAAAGAAGGAGGAGGAAGCCAAUGGCGAAGGCGAAGGGGAAGGCGAAGAAUCGAAAGCUGAAGGAGAUGCGGACGAGACUGGGGAAGUGGCAGAGGAGAACGGCAAUGGCAAUGGUGCUGCGAGCGAAGAGCCGGAGUCGUCAGCACGUCGCAAGAAGGCUCAAGGCAGGCCAAAGGGUAGCAAGGCAAAGAAAAUGCCCACUCCUCAACCGGAUGAGGAGGACGCUGGGGACGGCGACGAGUCAGAGCAAGAUGAGCUGGAAUCGUCCCCCGAGCCAGACGCCGACUCCAAUGCUUCAGCAGCCGCAGAAGAAGAGGAUGAGGAGGACGCCAGCCCCUCGAAAUCAGGUGCACGCACCCUCGGAUCACGCCAAGCGGCCAUUCUAGAAAAGAAGCGGCAACGUAAAGAAGCCGAAGCUGAGCGACAGCGGGAGCUUGCUCGACAACGUCAAGAGCAAAAGGCCAAGACUCUCGAGAACAAGCGCGCUCAAGCUGAGCGACUUCGUUGGGAGGAAGAGGAGGACCGAAUCACGCGCCGCGAGGAAGCAAUUGACCUGGAGUUCCGCCGCCAUCACUUGGCUCCACGUCUUCGUCCGCUAGGCAAGGAUCGAUUCCACGACCGUUAUUGGUGGUUCGAUGGGGUUGGCAACCAAAAUCUUGUGGGCUUGGAUGAUCAGGUCUUGUAUGGUGCCGGUCGACUAUUCGUGCAGGGCGCAAGCAGAGAAGACUGGGCGGCCGCCUGUGUCGAUCGAUCGCACAAGGCUAUGCUCAAACGUCGCCAGGAGGAACACGGCGAAUGCAUCCUCGAACACGACGAGUGGGCCGUCUACGAUGACCCGGAGCAAGUCGAGCAACUUAUUGCAUGGCUGCGCAACAAAGGCAAUCGCGAGAAUGCCUUCAAACGUCAGCUGGCCACCUUCAGGGGAUACUUGGGCCCGGGCAUGCAGAAAAGGCUCGAGGACUUGGACCCAGAACGCAGCGCUGCGGCACAGGCUCAGGCUCUGGCAGAGGCGGAAGCGGCCAUGCCUCACGAGACGAGGAGGUCGGCCAGGAAGCAUGAGGCUCAGCCAACUGUACUGGCGCCGCAUAAUCGGUACCUGGCGUGGACAAACAGCCAGGCGACCAAGUAAAGCGGGUGCGGCGUCGUGACAUGACUCGCAUCAACGUAUCAUCGCAUCAUCGUACAUCCACCCCAACCCCACCUGCCCAACAAUCAUCGACUGGCAUCCCACUCACAUUCACUGGCAAGCACGCACGCUCCUCACGUCCCCUCAUCUCGGCAUUGUCUAUGCAUACACCAACACGCGCGCGUACAUCGUCCUCGUCUUUCGUCCUUGCCACAUCACACACUCUGUAGCACUCUAUCCGCAAUUGAUUAUGAGGGAUUCAUCGUGAAUGCUCGCCGAG